Micropterus dolomieu (smallmouth bass) is the source of this 4783-nucleotide messenger RNA. RefSeq names its product C-terminal-binding protein 2. The record is from RefSeq and is a predicted model, not a curated record. Bases 1 to 3093 code for a protein of 1030 amino acids. Lineage: Eukaryota; Metazoa; Chordata; Actinopteri; Centrarchiformes; Centrarchidae. Gene Ontology annotation, molecular function: oxidoreductase activity, acting on the CH-OH group of donors, NAD or NADP as acceptor; NAD binding; transcription corepressor activity. The transcript has 9 exons.
AUGCCUAACUCAAGUGAGCAGUCGCAUUUUGUUGGCGCUCUGGGCCAGCGGGGUCUUCAAUGGACUGAAGGCCAGAAGAGGACUGCAAGUCGCUGUCACUACUGUGGCAACAUUGCAGGGCAUAGGAAUUCUUUGGCACUCGGCGGGGAAGACUGUGGAAUUUGUUUUCACUUAGGUCUUGGUGAGAAACAGGAUCCAGUCCUCCAGCCAUCGCUGUAUAGGCCGAUCCAGCAGGACCGGCAUGUGCAGCAGCUACUGAGGAAGAACUCUAUGCCUGAUCUGAGCAACAGCAUCUACCUUAGGCAACUGAUGGCAGGCCGGGCCUCUGCACCACCUCAGGAUUAUUACCUGGCUGACACUACCUUAUCUGGUCAACCGCAUGAAGAGUCUGGGUUUUAUAGGGAUAACCAGCACAUGCUCACCAGAUCAGCCUUGCAUUAUGGGCCCAGUGCUGGGGGGGUGAGGACUAUCUGGGAUCAAGGACAGGCAAGGGCUACACCUUCCGUGCUUGCCUCUACGUCUACCACUAUGCCCCCUCCCCCCCCCCCCCCCCCGCCUCUUCCGCCACCUCCUCCCCCUCCUGUUCAUGAGCUGAGCCGUUUGUACAGGGAAACUCUGGGAUCUAAGAUGAUCCCAGACGGCCAGCGUAUUGGUGGCAGGUCUCCCUCUCCCGCAUUCUACGGGGUUCAGCCCCAUCUUCCUAUUUACGCUGCUGAGCCACCGUCUUUCUCUGAUCAUCAAGCUUAUAACAUAAUCAACAGCUUGUCACUGGACCCCUGCCAGCCAGCUGCCACCAGAUCUGUGGUGGACCCCGCUUCUCAGGGAAUGGACGGAGCUCUCCCCCGGGGUUAUGGAGCUGUGGCCUCCCAAAGGCUGCCUUAUGACCCAAACUAUGACCCCAGCUCAGCCAUGGUGGCUGCCACAGCUGGAAUGACAUCCAGCCUGCCAUCUCACCAUCCCAGUGCUGCAGACCCUAAGAAGAUGGUGGACCCUACCUUUUUGUCUUUCCUGCGAGCUGAAGGCUUGGCUGAGAGCACCAUCACUCUCCUGCUGCAACAUGGCUUUGAUUCCACUGCCACGCUGGGAAUGAUGGAGGACCAUGAUGUCCGCUCUGUGGCCCCUAACUUGGCCCAAGCCCGUGUUCUGUCCCGUGUGGUGCUUGGUUGCAAGGCAGGCGGAAUGGCAACACGUGCCCGAUCCAACAGCUUCACCCACCGCAGUGACCUCUACAUGCAGCCUCAGGGUUUGACCAUGGACCCCAGCCUGAUGCAGCAACCUCCCACCACCAUCCAGACUGUGUCCCCCAGGAUGGGAGAGUUUCUUGGGAGAAGACCCAGCAGCGCACCCUCCCAACACCUCCUGGAGACCACCACCUACCCAGGAGCACGACCCAUGGCAACUGGAGCAUUCCCAGUUAGCCCUGGAGGAUAUAGCAGUGGUAUGACUCAGGGAAGACCCCUCAACAUGUACAAUGCCCACACCGGUCUUGCCAUGUCUGCUCUUGGACAACAGCCUCCACCAGCUCCGGGCACCCCUGGAUUGGCGCCCAAAACCUUCUCUGGCUCCUAUUCCCCCAUGGAGCUGAUGAAGAGAGCCCCCAACCUUCCCCUAACAUCGCCAGUAGCAGCGCAAAGCCCUCUUCACAGCCCCCAACUUCUCCGGAAAGGGAUCAAUGCUGCUCCUGAAAACACAAUUGUUCCCGUAACUUCUUCCUCCACUCUCCAAGCGCAAUACCAAAACAACACCAAGAUGGUAGGACGUCGCACUGGUCCACCUGUCAUAGUCUCAACCAUGGCCCCCACACCUGACACAAGUAUUCGGCCCCAAAUCAUGAACGGGCCAAUGCAUCCACGCCCCCUGGUGGCGCUGUUGGAUGGACGUGACUGCACCGUGGAGAUGCCCAUCCUUAAAGACUUGGCUACUGUCGCUUUCUGUGAUGCUCAGUCCACACAGGAGAUACAUGAGAAGGUGCUCAAUGAAGCAGUGGGAGCCAUGAUGUACCACACCAUCACCCUGACCAGAGAGGACCUGGAAAAGUUCAAAGCUCUACGCAUCAUCAUCCGCAUCGGCAGUGGUUACGACAACAUCGACAUCAAGGCUGCUGGAGAGCUGGGCAUUGCUGUGUGUAACAUUCCCUCGGCAGCUGUGGAGGAGACGGCAGACUCCACUCUGUGCCACAUCCUCAACCUUUAUCGGCGAAACACCUGGCUCUACCAGGCUCUCCGGGAGGGCACGCGGGUCCAGAGCGUAGAGCAGAUCCGCGAGGUGGCUUCCGGCGCCGCCCGCAUCCGUGGCGAAACCCUGGGCCUCAUAGGCUUCGGUCGUUCUGGCCAGGCGGUAGCGGUGCGGGCCAAGGUUUUUGGCUUCAACGUCAUCUUCUAUGACCCCUACCUGCAGGACGGCCUGGAGCGCUCGCUGGGUGUCCAGCGUGUCUACACGCUACAGGACCUGCUCUACCAGAGCGACUGCGUCUCCCUGCACUGCAACCUGAACGAACACAACCACCACCUCAUCAACGACUUCACCAUCAAACAGAUGCGUCAGGGUGCAUUCCUGGUCAAUACCGCGCGGGGUGGCCUGGUGGAUGAGAAGGCCCUGGCCCAGGCAUUGAAGGAGGGCAGGAUACGUGGAGCUGCCUUGGACGUUCACGAGACGGAGCCCUUCACUUUUGCUCAGGGCCCGCUGAAAGACGCUCCGAACCUGAUCUGCACACCGCACACAGCCUGGUACAGCGAGCAAGCCUCUCUGGAGAUGAGGGAGGCAGCCGCCACUGAGAUCCGAAGAGCUAUCACCGGCCGUAUUCCCGACAGCCUAAGAAACUGCGUCAACAAAGAGUUCUUUGUCACCACGGCACCGUGGGCAGUUAUGGAUCAACCAGGUGUUCACCCUGAGCUCAACGGCGCUGCCUACAGAUACCCACCGGGUGUAGUUGGAGUGGCUCCAGGCGGCAUUCCGGGGGCGUUGGAGGGCAUGGUGCCAGGUGGGGUGCCCAUCGCCCACACCCUGCCGUCUGGUACACACCCCUCCCAGGCCCCGUCGCCCAACCAGCCCUCCAAACAUGGCGAGACCAGAGAGCACCUCACCGAGCAAUAGCAGCAGAAGAGAUCCAAACAUCGCAUCCGACCUGUCGACGUUCAGAACUAACCAAUCGCAAAGCAACCGACCAACUGGGACCAAGAGACAGUGAAACAACACAAGCGGCUGCCUGUUAAAUCAGCCAGCAACUGGGAACAAAAGAAGUGUUCCGGGGGAAUUUGUACUUUUAACGUAUUCGUUUUUACUCUGUCUCUUUGGGCUCAGUACUGACUUUACUCUUUGAUGAUGAUGUUUUUUUUUUUAUUUUGUUUUUUUCUUCGGGACAUGCCUAUGAUUGUGGACACAGAGUCCAGUGUUUUUAGCGCUCCGGGAUUACCCAAUGAGACUCUGUCCUGCCCCUCCCCCUACACCUCAGAGCUCAUGGGAAACAUAAGUCCACAUCUCAACACACCAAUGGGUGAACAAGAGAAUAAAACUUUGGCAUCAUGUGCUACUGGACCUUAUUUCCCCUCCAACUCCCUCCUGAUCCUCCCCACCUCUCCUCUAACCAGCUCCAACCCUCCUUAUGUAACUAAUGUGUGUUGUUUAGGCCCCUCAUUAUGCCUCAGAAGAGAAUUAUUAAUUUUUUCUUUCAAUCUUCAGUGUGAAUGACUUAAAAUGGAUUAUUGACUUAUAUAUAUUUAUCAUUUGUCAAAUGAAAGGAAAAGAUUGCUCAUCAGUUAUAGUAAUCUAGAGUGGGUUUUAACCCUUUCCUGGCAAUAAUACAUAGAGUAUGACGGCUGUCACAGUUGCAGUUACAGGAUUUCACCACAUGAGGGCACUUCUACACAGUGCGAGGGAUUUCUGCACCUGUGAUCAAAGAAACCAUUAGUUGCUCCUAUGUUUCGAGUGAAUGUUUUUCUAAGCUGUCAGCAGUUAACACUAAACAAAACAUUCUAACUUUAUACAUUUUGAUUGUAGCAGAAUUUUGAGAUUAUAUGGAUUUAGAGGGAGCUGCUAGAUAAGUUUUUAACUUCGAGUUGGUGAUGUGUCAGUGUGACUGAGAGGAAAAACAUUUUAUAAUCGUAAAAAAAAAAAUAUAUAUAUAUUACUGAAGUUGGUGUAACGACAUCUGAUUCUUCUGUUGACAAAUGGACAUUUCUGAUAACCAAUGGACGACCAAUCUUAUUAGUGGCAGCAGCGCACAGAUUGUGACCCCCCCCCCCCUUCUUUGAGCACAUUUCUCACUAAAGACAGGAAAGGGUUAAAUCAAACUUAAUUUCUUAAUGACUCAGGAAAACACUUUUUUGCAGAUAUUGUUUAUUCCCAGAAUUUUGUCUUUGAGAAAAAAAACAAUUUAAGACUAAUCUGGUUAGUCUGGAUAUUUUCUCUCCUCCCUCAUUAUCUCCAUUGUGGUAUUUUUAUAUACAAGGCGCAUCCCACGUUUUUGGUGUUUAAAGAGUUUUGAAGAGUCCUGUUAGAUUUGUAUUGCCUAGUUAAAUGUUCCUAUAACCAUAGUCCUAUGUGAUCCACCCUCUCUCUUCUCUCCUUCUUAUAUUUUCUUUGUUCUAUUGAAGGCCAGGUUCUUUGGGGCAUCCUGUACUCUGUAAGAGCAAUAGCAGAAACUCCUACUUAGUGUCCCAACAAUAGCAGAAGAGGCAGCCAGCAGUAUGUUUUUGUUUUUAGUGUGAGUAUUUGUAUUUGUUUCUUGUACAAGGUGAACAUUUAGCAUUCAGUGCAGUUCAAAUAAAAGAUACGAUUCUGAGAA